AUGCCUCGCCGCUCCUACAACAUCGCCAUGGUCAGCGACUUCUUCUACCCGCAACCAGGGGGAGUCGAAUCCCACAUCUACCAACUCUCCACAAAACUCAUCGACCGCGGCCACAAAGUCGUCGUAAUCACCCACGCCUACGGCAACCGCAACGGCGUCCGCUACCUCACCAACGGCCUCAAGGUCUACUACAUUCCCUUCGCCGUUAUCUACCGGAACGCCGCCUUCCCCACCGUCUUCUCCCUGUUUCCCAUCCUCCGCAACAUCUUCAUCCGCGAAUGUAUCGAGAUCGUACACGGGCAUGCGGCCCUUAGCGCCCUGGCCCACGAGGCCAUCCUUCAUGGGCGAACCAUGGGCCUUCGGACCGUGUAUACGGAUCAUUCACUCUUUGGCUUCGCUGAUAUUGGGAGCAUCCUUGCGAAUAAGCUGCUGAAGUUUAGCUUGAGCGACGUAGACCACGUCAUUUGCGUCAGCCAUACUUGCAAAGAAAACACCGUCCUCCGCGCCUCUCUCGACCCCCUCAUGGUGUCCGCAAUCCCCAACGCCCUCGUCUCCGCCAGCUUCCGCCCCAAAAAGCCCUCCUCCAAAAUAACCCCCCUCCGCCCCAGCGAAACCAUCACCAUAAUCGUCAUCUCCCGCCUCUACUACAACAAGGGAACCGACCUCCUCACCGCCGCCAUCCCCCGCAUCCUCGAAGACCACCCCAACACGCGCUUCAUCAUCGCCGGCGACGGGCCCAAGGCCAUCGACCUCCAACAAAUGAUCGAGCAGAACGUCCUACAGGAUCGCGUCGAGAUGCUCGGGGCCAUUCGCCAUGAGGAGGUCCGCGACGUGCUCGUGCGGGGUCACAUCUACCUGCACCCCUCCUUGACCGAGGCCUUUGGCACCGCUUUGGUCGAGGCGGCUAGUUGUGGUCUGUACGUCGUGUCGACGCGCGUUGGCGGCAUUCCUGAGGUGCUGCCCGACCACAUGACGGUUUUCGCGAACCCAGAGGAGGACGACCUCGUCGCCGCCACGGGCCGCGCUAUACUACGCAUGCGCGCCGGCGAGGUCCGCACCGAACUCUUCCACGAACAGGUCAAGUCGUACUACUCCUGGGUCGACGUCGCCGCCCGCACCGAACGCGUCUACGACGGAAUAACAGGUGAGAUCUCCGAAGCCGAAUUCUACGGCUCCGACGCCUCCCGCCCGGACACCCGCUCCCGCAUCCCCAGCUUCGCCAUGAUUGAUCGCCUGAAGCGAUACUACGGCUGCGGCAUCUGGGCCGGCAAACUCUUCUGCCUCGUCGUUACGAUCGACUACUUGCUCUUCGUAUUCCUCGAGUGGUGGUUCCCGAGGGACUCGAUCGAUAUUGCGACCGAUUGGCCGAGGAAGAUUUCUAUUGAGGAUGCGCCGCCUUCACCGAGUCAUAGGCAUGAGGAGGAGCAGGAGGUGGCGGGGGGGAAGAGAGGUGGGGGACAGGCGGCGUUGGGGAGGACUUCUGCUGAGGAUUCGGAGGAGCAUACGUCGGAUGUGUCGCCGCCUUAA
Messenger RNA from Scedosporium apiospermum, 1527 nucleotides. Its product is annotated as Phosphatidylinositol N-acetylglucosaminyltransferase gpi3 subunit. NCBI's taxonomy places the organism in Eukaryota, Fungi, Ascomycota, Sordariomycetes, Microascales, Microascaceae. Gene Ontology annotation, molecular function: phosphatidylinositol N-acetylglucosaminyltransferase activity. Gene Ontology annotation, biological process: GPI anchor biosynthetic process. Gene Ontology annotation, cellular component: glycosylphosphatidylinositol-N-acetylglucosaminyltransferase (GPI-GnT) complex. The record is from RefSeq and is a predicted model, not a curated record. The transcript has 2 exons. Bases 1 to 1527 code for a protein of 508 amino acids.